Molecule: messenger RNA, 1803 nt
Organism: Lucilia cuprina (Australian sheep blowfly)
Lineage: Eukaryota; Metazoa; Arthropoda; Insecta; Diptera; Calliphoridae
Exons: 1
Coding region: 291-1802 (503 amino acids)
Source: RefSeq, a predicted model, not a curated record
AUGUGGGCCAACAAUUGGUAUUGCCCAUAGCUAAGGGCACUCAGGAGACGCUGUAUUGUGUGUGUGAAAAGUGCUGGGAUGAUAAUUUGGAUUUACUUAUGAAAUGGGUACAGUCGUCGACUAUGCAUCCUUAACUGGUAUUGUCACACAAUAUAGAUUUGGUGCUAAAGAACAGCGAUACUAAACGUAAUAUUUUAAGUCUGAUAAUUGCGUAUGAUUUUGAGGACCCGAUAUUUAAAAUACAUCAACGUCUAUUAACGGGAAGGCAUUUUUAUAUAAACAUAAUUUUAAUGCUAGAACCAGUGGAAGAUUUUCAAAAAGUCAUCGCUGUGCUGAGGUAUUUCUAUGAACAGAAAUUUGUCAAUAGCGAUGUCUACUAUCUGAAUGCCAGUAGUCAGCGGAAUGAGGUCUUCAGCUAUGAUGCUUAUCCGAGAUUUGCGGUUUUAAAUAAAAGUCAUCUGGUGGGUGAUGUGCGCAAGUUUUAUUAUAAAAUUAUCGAUAAAACCGAUUUAAAAGGUUAUCGUUUUGACACGCCCCUUAUGCAGGAUCCACCUAAAGUUAUACGUUAUAAAAAUAAACUCGGAUGGCCCCGUAUACAGGGAGUUACUUACAAUAUCAUACAAUUGACUUUGGCUUAUUUAAAUGGCACCUUAAAUGAAACUGAAACCCAGCAGCAGUCUUGGCAGCAGGACCGCAUACCCAUAGUGGAUAUGAAAUAUGUUUUAGAACAGGUGCGUGAGCGUAAAGUAGAAUUGGCCGCACAUGCUUAUGCUUUAUUUCAUAAUGAUGCAAGGGUUCAGAAAAGUUAUCCUCUCUUAGUGGUUAAUUGGUGUUUAAUGGUGCCCAUUUUUAAUCAUGAGUUUACCAUGUUCUACCCCUUUAUGCCGUUCCAAUGGAAGGUAUGGCUUACUUUCACGUUUGCCUUUGUGGUCAUUAAUAUUGUCAGUUAUAUAUUUCUAAAACUCCAUGGCAUAGAUCAUACCAAUUUUAUUUUAAUCAAUUUCUGUAAAUUCAUCAAUACCGCUCCUCCUAAGCCAAAUCAAAAUCCUACAAAAUUAUGGUUUGAUAUGUUACUUAAUGGUUUUAUAUUCAUUCAAAGUUUUUUCCUCUGUGCCUUUUAUACCUCUACCCUGGGCAGUUUUCUAACCGUUACCAUAAUACGCAAACAAAUCAACUCACUGGCCCAGUUAAUAGAAUCCCAAUUACCUAUUAUGAUUAUAGACUACGAAUUGGAAUUUUUACUAGAGGCCCAAUUUGAUUUGCCUCUUAAGUUUUGGCAACUUUUAAGACCCGUCAAUUCUUCUACCUUCUAUCGUCAUCAAUUCACUUUGAAUAGUUCCUAUGGCUAUUUUACCACCUAUGACACCUGGCAUUUUCUCAAUCUCCAGCAAAAGCAUUUAAAGCCAGCCCUAUUUCGUUAUACGGAUAUUUGUUUUGGUGAUUAUCAUUUAGCCUUUCCCAUGAUUACCGAGUCGCCCAUAUGGCGUGAUGUAGAAUAUUUAAUGCUACGCAUUCAUUCCUCCGGUCUAUACUAUUAUCACGAACAAAAAUCAUUCGAGUAUGCUAUACGUGCUGGCCUGGUGCGUUAUCGUAAUGAACAUUCCAGUUUUCAGACUGUGGGCUUUGUCCACUUGAAAUUGGUUUUGGGGUUUUUUAUAUUUGGUCUAUUUGUUUCAUUUUUAAGAUUUUUCUAUGAAUUGUGGCAAAAUUGGAAAAUGCAUGAACUGGCAAAUGUGGAAUAUAGUUUUUUGAAAAAAGUUUUUAACAUUUUUAAAAACUUUCGAUUUAAUCCUAUGAAGUGAU